Messenger RNA from Pectinophora gossypiella (pink bollworm), 585 nucleotides. RefSeq names its product cuticle protein-like. Bases 1 to 585 code for a protein of 194 amino acids. The record is from RefSeq and is a predicted model, not a curated record. The transcript is spliced from 2 exons. Lineage: Eukaryota; Metazoa; Arthropoda; Insecta; Lepidoptera; Gelechiidae. Gene Ontology annotation, cellular component: extracellular matrix.
AUGGCCGCUAAGUUCUUCGUCAUCCUGUCCCUGGCCGUGGCGGCGUCGGCUGUGCCGCUCGUGCCGGUAGCCAAGCUGGCGUACGCGGAGCCCUCAGCGCCUGCGCACUACGAGUUCCAGUACUCCGUGCACGACGACCACACUGGCGAUGUCAAGCAGCAGCAGGAGGCGCGCGCCGGCGACGCCGUCCACGGGUCCUACUCGCUCGUGCAGCCUGAUGGCGUGCUCCGCGUGGUCGACUACACAGCUGAUAAGGAGCACGGAUUCAACGCCAUCGUUCGUUACGAGGGACACCCCGCCCCCGCCCCCACCAAAGUUCUCGCUCCCGUCGCUUACGCCGCUCCUGUCGCCAAGGUCGCCUACGCCGCUCCCGUGGCCAAGGUCGCCUACGCCGCUCCCGUCGCCAAGGUCGCCUACGCCGCUCCCGUCGCCAAGGUCGCCUACGCUGCUCCCGUCGCCAAACUGGCCUACGCCGCCCCUGUUGCCAAGUUGGCCUACGCCGCCGCUCCCGUCGCCAAGGUGGCCUACGCCGCUCCCCUCGGCCACGUCACCUUCUCCUCCCCCGCCGUCUCCUACCACCACUAA